UGUCAGACCUGUUUAUUAUUGAACUUUUUCCGUAGUUUACCAUUUUAUUUUUAAAUAAAUAUUUACCCACACAUAUGAAUUAAACACCGUAAAAUACAGAUUCCUUAAAAAUCGAGGAUAUCCUCAUUACUCAUUAAAUAUUAUGUUGUAAAUUAAUGUAAAAUUAAAUAUUUGCCCCAGGAUGUUCAGUAGCAGUAUGCUGUACGAAAAGAGACCCUUAAAGAAGCCCCGGAUAGGGCCGCCGGACGUUUAUCCCCAGGAACCCAAGCAGAAGGAGGACGAGCUGAACAGCGUUAAUGUUAAACAUGGAUUUCCCACCAUGACACACCUGAGCGAUGAGUUUGGGACCGCUAAGAACUGUAAUGUUACCGCUAACAAGGUUGGAGCAUAUUUUAAUGCAAUCAUUAACCGCAAAGAAGAGCUGAGUUCCAUGCCAGAAUCGGGCAGAAAAAGGCAACAAAUCAAUACGAAAGACAACUUUUGGCCAGUCACGAUAAGGUCGAAACCUCAAGUGGAGGCUUGGUUCAAGGAUCUUGCCGGUAGCAAGGCCUUAAUGAUUCUCUCAAAGAAAGCUCCGAUGUUUAAUAAAAAAGAGGAAAUUUUUAUGUUACUCACUGAAUAUCAAGUUCCUUUAAUGAGGGCCGCUUGGUUUAUUAAGCUGAGUUCUGCCUAUACUGUUGCUGUUUCAGAAGCCAAGAUAAAGAAGAGACAAAUGUCUGAUCCUACUACUGAAUGGACAAGUACCCUUUUAAAGUUUCUUAAAGAUCAAGUGCCAAAACUGCAAGAGUAUUAUUCACAAAUUGAAAAACCUCCGCCUCCCAAUUGCCCAUUAACUGCCCUAGCAAACAAUGAAACUGAACAAAAACUUGCAUUGAGACAUUGGAGCUAUUGCUGCAGACUACUAAAAUACAUGUACGAGGAAGGCUUGAUCGAUAGACAAGAAGUACUGACUUGGAUUAUUGAAUUACUAGAGAAACAUGACAAACCGAGAAAUCAAUCUCAAGAAGAUGGAACCCUAAGGAUCUUUUUACCACUUACUCUUCAAUAUCUGGAUGAGUUUGUGCAAUCGGAAUUAUUGUCAAGACGUUUGUGCCAUUUUUGCACUAAAAAGCUCAAUUUUAUGAUGAACACUGUGACAGAGGCUAACUCAAUUACAUCACCUACAGGAGAAAAUAAAACUGAAUCAAAGGAGGGUGAAAAAAGUGAUGUUAAAAAAGAGGCCACUCCUAAUCCUUUGCAUAAUAGUUUGGCUGAAUAUCAGAAUUGCCAACACCACAGGGAUAUUGUCCUCCAACUAAGCACAAUAAUCCAUACUAUUGUCCUUGAAUGUCCAACUGCUCUAGUUUGGUGUCCCUCUGGUAAUGGGACUCAAUGGCAUGGAUCUCCCUUGGAUCACCUCCCUAUAGCUCCAUCAUCUUUACCGAUGCCGGCUAGAUGUGACAUGAAUACUUACAAAAAACAAAUAAAACAUGCCGAAAACUCUAUCAGGGAGAGAAGCAAACGAGCGGAGGGUAAAUGGUGUACUGAUAAGUUCCAAACCAGUGCUGCAGGAACUGUAACAACAAAAGUUUUGGCAGCGUUAGAUGCUCUGGAUCGCCACAGGUUUGACCGGAUGGAUUCGACUAACUCAUUGGACACCCUUUAUGCCAAAAUUUUUAGUGGCUUAGGGGAUCAGGAAAAUGCUAUAGUAAAACUUCUUUGUGAAUGGGCAGUUUCACCCGAAAGAACUGGCGAACAUAGGGCUUUGGCAGUAGCUGCCUUGCUUGAUCGUCGACAGUCGGAUACGAACCCUUCCGAAAAUCCGGAGGCCACCCAAGGGGACGACAAGGAUAGCAACAGUUCGGUUCCGGGAGGUCCUCCGAUGUUUCAGUCGCUCCUAAUGAAAUUUCUGGAUCAAGACGCCCCCCUGCCCGGUCCGGACGACACCCCGCAAAAGAAAACGGCAUUUUCUAACCUGGUGCACUUGUUUUCCGAGCUGAUUCGUAGGGACGUGUUUUCCCACGACGCGUAUAUGUGCACCCUGAUCGCCCGAGGGGAUCUGAUUGGGCACGAGGACAAUUCCGACAGUAUGGGUAACGUCCAUCAUCCGAAAAUCGAGCCGAUGGACUACGACGACGCGGACGUGGACAACGAUUUGGAUAAAAUCUUGCAGAAUAUUAAGGAGGAUCAGCAGAAUUCGAUGGAUAUACCGGAUAGUCCGAAGGAUCAUGACCACGGACACCACGCUCACGUGCCCAAUAUGGGACAUGUGCCUAUGGAAACUGGACAUGGGGAUCAUAAGAUUAAGGCUUCAAGGCAUUUCUUGUACACCACCCAUUUUCCUUUAUGUCAAGACGACCCUUUUAGUCAACACGACUGUAAUCAACGUCACAUUUUAUUGUACGGCGUGGGAAAAGUUAGAGAUGAAGCGAGGCACACGGUUAAGAAAAUGUCCAAGGAAAUUUGCAAAUUGUUUUCGAAGAAGUUUAGCGUUGAUGUGGCUGAAGGAGGAAAGGUUAAAAAACACUCGAGAAACGAGUUCAACUUCGAAGCGACGACCCAAAAGUGCCAGAGUCUGAGUUAUUUCGACCAACACGUCGUCACUUGGCAGUGCAGCGUGACCGUUAUAGAAAUGCUCAAUUCGUUUGCUACAGGAAAUUCGAAUUAUUUGCCGGUGCAGGAGCAUGUCGCUUUCUUAUUCGAUUUGAUGGAGCUCGCCUUGAAUAUUUAUGGACUUAUUGACGUUUGCAUUCAAAUUUUAAAGGAACUACCCGAAGUAGAAACGCAACUGUACAGCAAAAACUCUGUAUUGAGCAGAAAUUACACCACAGGCCUCAGCCUUUAUAUCGUAGGUGUGUUAAGGCGCUACCACUGUUGCCUAUUACUAUCACCAGAACAAACCUCGGCGGUAUUCGAAGGCCUUUGCAAAGUCGUAAAACACGUGACGAAUCCAGGAGAUUGUAGUUCAGCGGAGCGUUGUAUCCUGGCGCACCUCUACGAUCUGUACUCGACCUGUAGCCUGUUAAAAUCAAAACCGCACGCCGUAGAACCGUUCGGCAAUGCUUAUCCGAAGAUUAAACAGGCGCUGUACAGUAGCAUCGUGCUACAGCCGACCAGUAGCAGUUACGUGUUUAAUCCGCUGUUUAUGCAGGAGGUGUUUAAGAACCCGAGGAGGAUCGGGAGGAUCGAGAGCAGCUGGGCGAAGCAGUUGAACGAGAGCGGCGGUAAUAGAUAUUCUUUCGUGUGUAACGCGAUAAUCCGCGUAUGCUGCAAAGAUCCGGACAGCGACAGGAUCAACGAUAACGAACGUUUAAACGAUUUGGCGAUAAUGUGUGCGGAAAUGACCGCCUGCUGCAACUCGUUGGCGUCCGAGUGGCUCGGGGUUCUGUUGGGCCUUUGCAGCCCCACAUCACCACCCGAAUACUACAAAGACGUCUUGAACGAGAUCAAAAUCGAGGAUGUAAGCAUUCAUAAUUCGUUGGCGGUGUUCACGUGCAUACUGAUAGCGAGACACUGUUUUUCUUUGGAAGAUUUUGUGCGUACCGUCGCUUUACCGAGCUUAUUAAAGGUUAAGUCACUUGACUCUUCCUCUGGACUGGCGGAAGCUGGUAUGCGAUUAACGUGCCAUCUGUUGUUGAGGUUAUUUAGGACAGCAGAGGGGCCACAGCCCGGGCUAUAUUCCGUUGGUUCGCCGCCCCUGACAUCCCCCCGAUUGCCCCUAGGAGUCAGAUUGAGUUGCGAUAGACAUUUGUUGGCUGCCGCUCAUAGGAAUAUCGAUGUGGGUCCGGUACUGGCAGUUCUUAAGGCUGUACUCAUAGUAGGUGACGCUACAGCCAAACAAGGUACAGAACAGAGUUUAUCAAACAUUUUAGGCACCAGCGACUUACAUAGCGGAGUGGACGGUCCCAACUUGGAUCUGCCGGUUAACAUCGACGUAUGCGGCUCCCGGACGUCACAUAGACAAAUAAGCUCCGGUCACCCGGAGGCCACCGCUUCUUUAUCCGCGUUCGCCAAUCACGUUUUAAGGGAAAUCUGUUCGCAACAGUGGGUCCUGGACAGGUGUCUUUGUCAUCCGGAGAAGCUUUGCGACAGCGACAAUUUACUCGACGAUCUACUAACUCACUCGCAAGCACAACGAUUGCUGCAUAUGAUAUGUUAUCCAGAACUGGCGGCCAGUAUAGAUGAAUUGGACCAGAAAAGCAUGAUUAGCAGAAUUUUAGAAAACUUAGAGCUCUGGACUUUAAGAAUGUCCUGGCUGGACCUGCAAUUAAUGUUCAAACAGUACAGGGCAAACACGCCGGAACUCUCCCAAUGGCUGGACACGGUCGCCAAAGCGGCCAUAGACGUUUUCCAGCUGAAUUCUCCGUCCAGUUACAGUCCGAGGUCGGAGGAGGCUAAAAAAAACGAGGCCCGUAUUAAAACGAGCUCGAUUUGGUUGGUAGCCCCGUUGAUCGCGAAAUUGUCGCCCGCGGUACAGGGCAGGGUGCUCAAGGUGGCCGGACAAGUCCUGGAAAACGGGGGUUGGCACUGCAAGGAUCAGAAACCGUUGACGAAGAGGAGCGGCGGCGGGGAGAGUUUGAGCUCGGUCACCCAUCAGCCCUUUUUGAGUUUGGUGCUCACUUGUCUGAAAGGGCAGGAAGAGGGACAGAAGGAGGGGUUGCUUUCUGCUUUGCACCAACAGCUGACGCAGUUGGUACAGCAGGCCAAAGAAGGAAACCUGCAAGACGCAUGCCACAGCGAGAGAUUCCUCGACGGUCUUCAGCUAAGAUUCGCUUUAGUGGGGGGCGUAUUCGAGGCAUUUCAACGUAAUAGUUCCGCGACCACCGACUGGGCGUUACUCCUCGUGCAACUCGUCACUCACGGUAUCAUCGACCUGCAUACCAACAGCGAAUUGUUCACCACGAUAGUCGAUAUGUUGGCGACGUUGGUGCAUUCCGCUUUGGCCACAGAUACACAAGACGACGGCAAAAAGAUGCACCAAAACCUCAUGAAGAAAAUCAAAAAGGAAAUCGGAGAACGACAGAACGUCUCUUUGAUGCACGUCAAACAGCUUUUGCCGCUUCCGAGGUUGACCACGGAGGUCAUCACCGUCGAACCGGCCGGUAUUUUAACCGACAGUAAAGGAUAUAAGAUUAAUUUUGACAGUGUGGAUAAGAAGCACGAUUUGUUGAUCUCAGAUAAGCAGAGGGUGAGCAGCUGGGACAUAUUAGAAGGCAUGAAAAACCCCCCGCCGUUAUCAUGGUCCUGGUUUGGGGCGGUCCGGAUCGAACGGAAACCAUUAGCGGGCGAGGACACGCAUCGCUUACUAAAGUUUCACACCCAUCAUUUACAAAAACCGUCGAGUUACUACCUGGAACCUCCGCCGCUGCCCCCAGAAGACCUGGAACCGAUUCCGGAUAAAGUCGAUUCGAAUCUAAAAGCGGACACGCCCUCGUCGGUGGACCAAAGUCCCGCGGCCUUAGGAAAAGGGCGUGGCAAGGGCCAAAGGAAGCGCAAACCGAAACCGGGUCCCAUGAACGUUAGUCCGAUUACGAUGGGACAUAACCCGAUGGCGGCCGGACAACCCGGUAUGGGAAUGGUGCAGGGUAAUAAUCCGCAAAUGGGUCAUGGAAUGGCUGGAUACGGACAAAAUCCUGGUAUUCAGCCUGGACAGCAGUACGGUGGUAAUCCGGGACAGCAGUGGUACGGGCAAAACCAGACACCGCAGCAAGGGUACGGAUAUCCACCGAUGGCUGUAAAUCGAUUCGAACGUCCUCAAAUAAACCCCUCCAAGCAGGCCUUGUCCAACAUGCUUAGGCAACGACAUCCCAUAAAUAAUUACGGGAUGCCGGGAAUGCCCGGGAAUCCGCAAACGGGCGCCCAACCGAACCCUGGAUAUGGACAAAUGCAACGAUUUCCCAGACAAAGUAUACGGCAGCAACAUCCCGGCACCAUGCAAACCAACCAGGGCAUGUUCCCGAAUCAAUACGGCAACAUGCAAAGCGGAAUGGCCAACCAAUAUGGCAACUAUGUGGGAGGCAACAGUCAAAUGAUGCAGGGAAAUAUGCCGACGAAUCCUCAAAUGAUGCAAGCAUCUCAAAACAACAUGUUCGCGAGCCAACAACAAGGAUUCGGACAGCCGAGGGCCGCCCAGGCGGACUUUAGACAAAUGGGCGCGAAUCCGAGGGCGCCCUACAUGCAACAAGCGCCCAACGUCACCAUGAACACGAACAUGGGCGCGAUGGGCGGAAUGGGGGCGCAAGGGGGUCCCGCCCCACCCUAUUCCAGACCGGGACAAGUGAUGCAGGCCGGGGUGCAAAAUCAACAGACGCCGUUCCAGCAGCAACAACAAAGGAUGAGACAGAUUAUGGCAAUGCAACAGCAACAACAACAGCAGCAGCAACAACAGCAACAACAAGGAGGUCCGGGAGGGAAUCAACCGAAUCCUGCGUUAGUUGCCCACCUACAAAGACAACAGCAAAUGAACCCGCAGGCGUACCAUCAACCGCCUCCCUAUAAUAUGCAAUGAUAGUACCAGUAGAAUGACAUUUAGAGUAAUAUUUGUGUAAUGGUAUUUAUACAUAGUAAGGAGUAACGAGUAUAUUAACAAUGAACAAAUAAUAAAAUACAGGGCGUUUUAGAAUAAGAACUUUUAAGGUACAUGUUGUUAUGCCUGGAAUAAAAAGGAAAAUUGCUCCCAACAUUUAAAAAUAUCCAGUGAAUCAAAAUCUUUUUUUUUUUUUUAAGAGUAAUUUUAUAGUCCCUGGAAGACAAAAAAAGUUAUUUUGAAAUUUCAGUGCCUAGAAGACGCGAAAAAUGCCUCAAAAGUCACAAAUAUAAUAAAAAAAUUAUUUUAUAAAAUUGGCAUGUCCCAGAAAAUUACUUAAAUUGCCUGGACUAAAAAUGAAAAUUACUGCGAAACUCUGAAAAUAUCCAAUAUUUGAUUUUUUUUCAAUAAUUGUAUAGUAAUUUAAUAAUGCCUGGAAGAUAUAAAAAGUUACUUUGGAAUUCUGGAAAAUACGACAAAAAACAGAAGUUUAAUGCUUGGAACACUAAAAAAUUAGGAAAAUAUGAAUUAAAGGAGAGUUUUGUAUUGUAACAAUUGAAAGACAAAAAAUGAAAAGUGUGGAAAACAUGAAAUAUUAUUUUAAAGAAAUAGAAGAAAAAAUGAUAAAUUAGUUUCAGUGCCUGGAAGACGUGAACAAUGACUGAGACCAAAAGUCUAAAAUAUAUAUAAAAAAUUUAUGAAAUAAUAGUUGGUCUCCGAAAAUCUGGAAUUAUCCAAUAAAUGAAUCUGCCUUGAAAUUGAAAUUUGAAAUUGUCGAAACAGUGGGCUGCCAAGACAGUUGUGCAUAUAGGUCUCCUGAUGGACCCGUCAUGCCCAAAAUCUGCCUUAAAAGAUGGAUUAGCAAGGCAAAGAUCAAAAAAAAGCAAAAAAGCUUUAAAAUCAGUUAAAGCAGUCAUCUUUAAAAUCACAGAUGUGGUGAGUCAAGAAGAACAGUCAAAAAGUUUUUAAAUUCGAGGUGCAAAAAUGUCCAAAGGUUAAAAAAUCUAAAGGUUAAGGUUGUCAGACAUGGGGAGUAUUUUAAAAAAAUGAUACUAAGAGGUUUAAGGAAACAAAUUAACCUUAAACUACACAUAAUCAAAAUUCACCCUAGAUAUGGCCGUUUUUUCUUAUUUUAUACGACAUUUUUUAUUUAUUUUUAUAUACAUACAAAUAUUGUAUUUAUUUUGUCAAUAUUUCUAUAUCUAUUUUAUCAUUAUUAUAUACAUAUACAUUAUGUUUACUAAAGUGUACGCAGUAUUGUAGAUAAGAAUUAGGUCUAAAAAUUACUAUUGUAAUUAGCAAGUACUUACGACGAUUUAUAUUUAAGUAGCCUUAAUUGGUAUUUAUGGUGUUUAAAAUACUUUUUAGCAUAGUUUUGUGCAAUUAUGUAUGUAUAUAGAGGGAGAUAAUUGUAAUAAAUGAAUACAAAUUA
Anthonomus grandis grandis is the source of this 7937-nucleotide messenger RNA. RefSeq names its product mediator of RNA polymerase II transcription subunit 12 (gene kto). Bases 182 to 6487 code for a protein of 2101 amino acids. Gene Ontology annotation, molecular function: transcription coactivator activity. The record is from RefSeq and is a predicted model, not a curated record. The transcript is spliced from 28 exons. Gene Ontology annotation, biological process: regulation of transcription by RNA polymerase II. Lineage: Eukaryota; Metazoa; Arthropoda; Insecta; Coleoptera; Curculionidae. Gene Ontology annotation, cellular component: mediator complex.